Molecule: messenger RNA, 1183 nt
Organism: Erigeron canadensis
Lineage: Eukaryota; Viridiplantae; Streptophyta; Magnoliopsida; Asterales; Asteraceae
Product: probable rRNA-processing protein EBP2 homolog
Exons: 2
Coding region: 84-1004 (306 amino acids)
Biological process (GO): rRNA processing; ribosomal large subunit biogenesis
Cellular component (GO): preribosome, large subunit precursor; nucleolus; nuclear periphery
Source: RefSeq, a predicted model, not a curated record
GAAACACUUUCAGGGUUUAAGCUUCAGGUUCCAUCAUACAUCGACGCCUUUUCUAUACACCACUAUAUUUCUACGAUUAACUAAUGGCUGUUAAAAAGCCUACACAGAAGUUGUUGGAGACAAUACCUGAAGAUCUUGAUAUGAAUGUAUCUGAUUCCGACCCGGAAACAGAAUCAGAUCCUGAAUCGGAAUCUGACUCAGAAGGGGAUGAAGAUGUGAAAUUAGCCGAACCUUCUAAAACUGCUAUAUACAGCAAGGAAGGUAUACUUGAUAAACUUGCAGACAUUAGUUGGCCCGAGGAUGUAGAAUGGAUUCAUAAGCUUUCACUUGAUAUCCAACAAGAAGAAACGGUGGACGUUAAUGAUGAUUUAGCCCGUGAGCUUGCUUUCUACACGCAAGCAUUAGAGGGUACAAGGGAAGCCUUUGUUAAGUUUCAAGGUAUGGGUCUUCCUUUUCUACGCCCAACUGAUUAUUAUGCUGAAAUGGUGAAAACCGACACUCACAUGGAGAAGAUCAAGGGUCGGCUGUUAUCUGAAAAGAAGAGAAUAGAGGAAGCGGAAGAGAGAAGAAAGAUGAGAGACAACAAGAAGAAGGCUAAAGAAGUGCAAGCGGAGAAACAGAAAGAACGGGUCAAACAGAAGAAAGACGAGAUUGAGUCAGUUAAGAAAUGGAGAAAACAACGACAACAAAGUGGGUUUCCAGGAGGUGAGAAAGGUAGUGAUAUGGGUUUGCCAUUUGAAGUUGGAAAAGAGUCAGAUAAAGCUAAGCAUCACAAACGUGUUGGGGUUAAACCUUGGGACCGGUCAGGUGGGAAAGGAAAGCCAAGCGGUGGAAAAGACCGAAAAGGAAUGGGUGGUAAGAGGAAGAGCAGAGAGUUUAGGGAUUCGAAGUAUGGGUUUGGAGGAAAGAAAGGUCUGAAUAAACAGAACACAGCUGAAACGACUAAUGAUUUCAAAGGCUUUAACAAAGGUGAUUCCUUUCAGAAUAAGAAAAGAAAGAAGUGACCGUAAGUUUCUUCAUUUUGGCCCUUUCAGGUCAGAUUGUUGUUUUCAUCAAAUAUCUAAAUUCUUAAUGAAUAUUGUUUUUCGCAAUUGUUGUUUAAGUUUUAGUUUUGUCUACUUGUUUGGUUACCAAGUGUUACACAUAUUUCUUAUAAAAUACAAUUCUGCAGUGCAAUGUUUCA